Messenger RNA from Vanessa atalanta (red admiral), 850 nucleotides. RefSeq lists its product as uncharacterized. The transcript is spliced from 5 exons. Bases 123 to 698 code for a protein of 191 amino acids. Gene Ontology annotation, biological process: sleep; regulation of synaptic transmission, cholinergic; positive regulation of voltage-gated potassium channel activity. The record is from RefSeq and is a predicted model, not a curated record. Lineage: Eukaryota; Metazoa; Arthropoda; Insecta; Lepidoptera; Nymphalidae.
UGUCCAUUGUCCAGUAGUUAUUGAUGUGUAUUUAUUGUUUUGGAUUAAUAAUUUCAAAUUAAAUAUUUAUUAACACCGCUUUUUGUCAAAAAUUUAAAAGAAGUAAAGUAUAAAAGUUAACGAUGUACAUAAUUACAACAAAAUGUUUAUUAUUUGUUAUGUUGACAGCAAAUACGUUAAACUCAGUGAAUUCUAUAAAUUGUUAUCAAUGCUCUGGAACUGACUCAAACGAACCUUUUGAGUGUAAUGAGUAUUUAGACACCGACACGGCCUUAAUUCCAACAGAUUGUAAUAGUAUUCAUGAUGCUCAAUAUUGCAUCAAACAUGUUGGAAGAUUUGAAGUUAAAGGUAUAGAAUGUUUCCAAUGUAAUUCUUCAUCAACAUUGGAAUGUAGUGAUGGGCUUAUGACCCUGGAUGGUGGGAUAUUGACAGCGGUUCCUUGUGAUCAUGUCUACAAUGCACAAUAUUGUAUAAAAUUAACAGGUUUGAAUGGUGGGAUAAGUACAAAGAGAUAUUGUUCUUCUUUAGAUUUAGGAAACUAUUGCAAUUAUGUCCAACAGCCUGGGGAUAAACUAGAAUACAGGACAUGCAUUCAUACAUGUAAUACCGAUGGAUGUAAUGGUGCUUCUAGCGUUCAAAGUUCUGCAAUAUUUUCAUUACUAGUUUUAAGUAUAUCCAUAUGGAUUAUAAAAGUGUAGGUAUUGUUACACUAUUUAAGAUGUUUUUUUUUGAAAUUGCGUUAGUUUUUUUAUACUACCUCUUACAAUUAUGACUUUGUAUAUUAGAAUCUAAAUGUAAUGUAACAUUCCAUUUUACAAAUGACAAUUUUUAAUAAAAUAUUUAAGUUAAA